Molecule: messenger RNA, 473 nt
Organism: Drosophila eugracilis
Lineage: Eukaryota; Metazoa; Arthropoda; Insecta; Diptera; Drosophilidae
Exons: 1
Coding region: 22-378 (118 amino acids)
Source: RefSeq, a predicted model, not a curated record
UCUAAAGUGAACCUUUGCACCAUGAACUACUCAACGUUGAAUCACAUUCUGAUGGUAUUACCAGUCAUCCUGUUACUUUUAAUACACAUAUGUGAAUCCAAGCCUUGGUGGCCCUCAAACGAAGCUGGCUACGAUGCCAGUCUGGAUCCCGUGGCCUGGUCGAGAUCUUUCGUGCCGGAUCAAAUAAGAAAAACACGCUAUAAUGCCAUACCAGAACCUAGAAGCAAACAUCGCCAUAGACAAUCUUCUAAUCUUUGGUACCAGAAACCCGUAAAUACAUAUCCCAAAGUGUUUGGAAAUGCCAAAAAUUACAAGAGAUUCCUGAGACGACGUCAGAAAAUGGAGGCACGUCAGAGAUACGCAUACUGGAGGCAAUAGACUCUCAUCUUAUAUAUACCCCCAUACAUAGGUGCUAAGCAAAUCUUUAUAUAUCUAAUAAUUAGCAUAAUAAACAAAAGACUUAAGACACAAAA